AUGGCUGACGUCAAAGCAAACGCUGAGGCGUUGAUCCCGAAAUUCAAGCUCGACCGCGUCCUCAACCAAGACCAGGCCGGCCGCCGCACCUCGUUGUUGGGCUUAAUCGACGCCAAGCCCGCCCUUCUGAUUCUUGAACGCGCGCCCUUCCCGACCGACCCCUCCUACCUCGCCGCUACCCCAGCGACCCUCUCCUCCAUCGCGAAUCUAGGCGCAAACGACAUCUACCACUGGUACCUCGCCAGCAGCGCCUCCCCGGCGACUCCUGACCCCUCCCUCGCCGACCUCAAGAUCAACCUCAUCUACCCCUGCACCGACGCGCACGUCAAGAAGUACAGCAAGCAGGGCGUCCGGCUCGUCACCGAGACUCCCGAGCUCUACGCCUCGCACGUCCGGCCCUACAUGCAGCGCAAGCGCGACGAGGGUCGUCUCAACUGGGUCUUCAACAUCAUCGAGGGCCGCACCGAAGUCGAGGACGUCAUCUACCGCACGGAGCUCGGCAAGGAGGGCGACGAGGGCUUUCUGCUACUACCGGACCUGAACUGGGACCGCAAGACGCUCGACGCGCUGCACCUGCUUGGUCUGGUCGAACGCCGUGAUAUAUGGUCCCUACGCGACCUGCGCAAGAAGCACAUCCCCUGGCUGCAGCAUAUGAAGGCCAAGCUCCUGGCUGCGACGGUCAAGCAGUACCCGGACAUCGACGUCGACCAGCUCAAGCUCUACGUACACUACCAGCCAACGUACUACCACUUCCACAUUCACAUUGUACACGUGCAGCUCGAGGCCGGCGCGACGCAGGCUGUAGGCAAGGCUGUCGGGCUCGACAGUAUCAUGGAGACGCUUCAGGUUAUGAAGGGUGAUGAUGAGGCGGGCAUGGAUGGUCUUGCAUUGAGUUAUACACUUGGCGAGGCCAGUGAGCUAUGGACAGAGGUAUACGAGCCCAUCAAGAGCUCUAAGAACGGUAAAGCUUCUCAAUAG
Colletotrichum spaethianum is the source of this 978-nucleotide messenger RNA. RefSeq names its product m7GpppX diphosphatase. The coding region runs from base 1 to 978 and encodes 325 amino acids. Gene Ontology annotation, cellular component: P-body; nucleus. Lineage: Eukaryota; Fungi; Ascomycota; Sordariomycetes; Glomerellales; Glomerellaceae. The transcript has 2 exons. The record is from RefSeq and is a predicted model, not a curated record. Gene Ontology annotation, biological process: deadenylation-dependent decapping of nuclear-transcribed mRNA. Gene Ontology annotation, molecular function: RNA 7-methylguanosine cap binding; hydrolase activity.